AUGUAUUUCUCCAACGUUAUCAUCGGCCUCCUUACGGCCCAGGCCCUGUCCAAGGGUGCUCAGCCAGGAGUUGCUGUCAGCAAAUAUGCAACUUUGAUGGCUGCUGCAGCCCUGCCCGCCAGUGGUCUCCCACUCUUUGGCAGUCUCGAAGUUCGAGAGCCUCAUCAUCAGGGCAACCAAGGGAAUCAAGGCAACCAGGGCCAAGGUGGCCAGAAUGCCAACGCCAACGCCAACGCCAAUGCUGAUGCGGCUGCCGGAUGCAACAGCAAGAGAGACGAAGACCUUGUCCGUCGACAUCACCAGGGAAACCAAGGCAAUUCGAACGGUGCCAACGGCCAAGCUGCUGCUGGCGCUGGAAAUGACAAUGCCUGUGGCAACGACAAUGCAGCUGGUAACGCCAACGGGAAUGCUGCUGCAGGUGCUGACAAUGCCGCAGCCGGAGGCAACAAUGGCAACGCUGCUGGCAAUGCUAACAGUAACGCCAACGGUAAUGCUAAUGGCAAUGCUGCUGAUGAUGCUACUGGAAACACUGCUGGUGGCAAUGCUGGUAACGCUGGUAACGCUGGCAAUGCCUGUAAUAACAAGAGAGGCAUUAUGGGGCUUUUUACUAGACACCAUCAAGGUGGCCAGGGCAACGCUGCCGGCUGUAACUGA
Molecule: messenger RNA, 654 nt
Organism: Fusarium vanettenii 77-13-4
Lineage: Eukaryota; Fungi; Ascomycota; Sordariomycetes; Hypocreales; Nectriaceae
Exons: 3
Coding region: 1-654 (217 amino acids)
Source: RefSeq, a predicted model, not a curated record